AUGGUUGUGGCAGAGAGCGCCGAGCAAAUGGAAGAGAUGAUGAAGGAACUGCUGAAGGCUAGCAAAACGAUUGGCCUCCACUUGAAUGCUCAGAAGACCAGAUUAAUGACAAAUUCCGAAAAAAUAAGGGUAGAAAUCGACUGUGGAAUUCUUGAUUAUGUGGAAGACUACGAAUAUCUGGGCCAGGUUAUAUCGUUUGUCAACAGAUCUGUGAAAGAAAUCAAGCACAGAAUUGAUAAAGGGUGGAAGAAAUAUUGGGCACUGAAACGCAUCUUCAAGGGCAAUUACUCAAAUAAUUUGAAAGGAAAAGCGCUAUCCAUGUGUGUCUAUCCGACGAUAUUGUAUGGCUCGCAAACAUGGGCGCUCACAGAGUACUUGGACAGGAGGUUGGAGACCACACAAACGAAAAUACUGCGUAGCAUUCUUCGCAUGCGGCUGAGUGUACGUUCAAGAAACACUGAUAUAUUGAGAAGAGUGCGCGUCAAAUACCUACAACGAGAGGCGCACAUAUUGAAGUGA
Molecule: messenger RNA, 519 nt
Organism: Nilaparvata lugens (brown planthopper)
Lineage: Eukaryota; Metazoa; Arthropoda; Insecta; Hemiptera; Delphacidae
Exons: 1
Coding region: 1-519 (172 amino acids)
Source: RefSeq, a predicted model, not a curated record